AUGGCAAGGGAGGAAUAUUCAGUGGAAAUCCGCGCCCAAAUCGUGUCCUUGGUGAUGAUUGCAAAAAUGAAGCCUCAAGACGUUGCUACAUUACUUAAUAUCCCUCGCGUGAGCGUUUAUCAGAUUAUACAACGCGCUAAAGAGCAUGGAUAUGACCCUACGGUUAAUCCUCGUAUUGAGCAUGAGCACGUCGCUAAUAAAGAGUGUAGUGGCCGCCCCAAAGUGGUUACUGAAGCUAUUGAGGCCUCAAUUAUCGCAAGUGUUACUAAGGAUCGAGCUGGUCGUGAGAAGUCUGCUGAAUAUCUCGCUUAUGAAGCCGAUUUUAAGAAUAUUAUAUGGACGGAUGAGAUCUCUGUCGUCCUAGGCCACCGGCGAGGCUCCAAUUGCGUAUGGCGCAGGUCUUUUGAAUGCUACGAUCCUACUGUUAUUCGCCGUCGUUACAAGGGUGCUUGCGAAUUUAUGUUUUGGGUUGCUUUUCCUAUGAUGCCAAGGGUCCCUGUCACAUUUAUCAAACGCAGAAUGCAGCAGCAGCAAAAAAAAGCAGAGAAAGAGUUAGAAGUUAUCAAUCGAGAGCGUGAGAAAGUAGCUCGAGAAGAAUGGGAAUUGAAUGGUGCCUUUUCAAGGCUUCAAUUACGCCCCCGUCCUGGCCGGAAGCCAACAUUUAGAUUCACUGCGAAAAAUGGAAAGCUAGUCCGGAAUAGCAAGGGUGGCAUUGAUUGGUAUCGUUAUCAAAAGGAAGUGCUUGUGCCAAAGCUGCUUCCUUUUGCACAGGAAUGUAAGCGCUCUAGGCUAGACACGAUUCGCCUGCUUUGGCUUGGUAAUUCCCCCGAUUUGAAUGCUAUUGAGCCAACGUGGUUUUGGCUCAAGAAACGUACAACUCUCCGAGGAGCACCUGGUGACCGAAAGACAGCAGUUGGAGUAUGGGAAAAAGCAUGGGAAAGGCUUCCCCAGCAUCGUAUCCAAGCGUGGAUUGAGAGGAUCCCUUUCCAUAUACAAGAAAUUAUCCGUCUGGAAGGUAAGAAUGAGUAUCCGGAGGGGCGUCCCCAGGGUGACGUACGCUCACGUUGCCGGCGCAAAGGCAUGCUCUCAUUCCGGGCAUAUCUAGAGGAUGAAUGGGAGGGCUUGGAACAGUCUUAA
Talaromyces stipitatus ATCC 10500 is the source of this 1137-nucleotide messenger RNA. RefSeq lists its product as uncharacterized. The record is from RefSeq and is a predicted model, not a curated record. Gene Ontology annotation, molecular function: nucleic acid binding. Lineage: Eukaryota; Fungi; Ascomycota; Eurotiomycetes; Eurotiales; Trichocomaceae. Bases 1 to 1137 code for a protein of 378 amino acids. The transcript has 4 exons.